GAAACCAUGCACAUCAACUUGUUUUCUUUAUUUCAAAAUAUUUAUGGAACAUUUCAUGUUUUCAUAAACAAAUUCACAGCAAGAUUAACAUUGAAAAAUGUUUCCUUAUCUUACCAGCCAGUAAAAGUUGAAUCAAAACCAGUUGUCAAGAAGGAGCUUCUUGAAGAACCUUUGCUGAAAGAAAACCCCAACAGAUUUGUGUUAUUUCCCAUCCAGUACCAUGAUAUCUGGCAGAUGUAUAAAAAGGCAGAAGCCUCCUUUUGGACAGCUGAGGAGGUGGAUUUGUCUAAGGACCUGGAUCAUUGGGAAAAAUUGAAGCCCGAAGAGAAACAUUUUAUCUCACAUGUUUUGGCUUUUUUCGCAGCCAGUGAUGGCAUUGUUAAUGAAAAUUUGGUUGAGAGGUUCAGUAAAGAGGUCCAAGUAACAGAGGCUCGUUGUUUCUACGGCUUCCAAAUUGCUAUGGAAAAUGUUCACAGUGAAAUGUACAGUCUACUCAUUGACACAUACAUUAAAGAUUCAAAAGGAAGGGAAUUUUUGUUCAAUGCCAUAGAAACUCUGCCAUGUGUGACAAAGAAAGCUGAAUGGGCCAUCAAGUGGAUUGGUGAUGAAGAGCACCCAUACAGUGAAAGAGUGGUUGCUUUUGCCGCUGUUGAGGGGAUUUUCUUAUCUGGUUCCUUCGCUGCCAUUUUCUGGUUGAAAAAACGUGGAAUUAUGCCUGGUCUUACCUUCAGCAAUGAAUUGAUUAGCCGUGAUGAGGGAUUACACUGUGACUUUGCCUGCUUGAUGUUCAAACAUUUGUUAAACAAGCCUUCCCAGGAUCGCAUUUAUGAAAUCAUUAAAGACGCUGUAGUUAUAGAACAGGAGUUCCUCACAGAUGCUCUGCCAGUCAACCUAAUUGGCAUGAACUGCAAUUUAAUGAAACAGUAUAUUGAAUUUGUUGCAGACAGGCUCUUAGUGGAGUUAGGGUGUGAAAAAUGCUACAACUCAGAGAAUCCAUUUGACUUCAUGGAACACAUAUCAUUAGAGGGGAAAACAAACUUCUUUGAGAAGAGAGUGGGAGAGUACCAGAAGAUGGGGGUCAUGAACAAAUCCCCCACAAGCCACCAGUUCUCUCUGGAAGAAGACUUCUAAACCUCACUCAUCUCUCUCAACCCCUCAUCUUGCUCUGUACAGAUCUCUCUAAUGUAUUGUUUUAAAACUACUCCACAAUCAUUAUAGGUUUUAUACAUGUUUACUUAGAAAGUUUUAACACUGCCUCUUUUUUACUGAGCAUUUAACUUGAAAUUCUUUUAAUUUGGCAUUAUUUUUAAGAACUAUUUAUAUAUUAAUGGUACACGUGGUUUGUAGUGUUAAAAUUUUUACAUUUAUUUAAUGUCUGCAUUUUAAAGACUUAGUUUGUCUGUGUUGUUUUUGUAAAUUAUUUUGAGAAUGCAUGACUUAUGAAGCAAGAAUUUCUAAAAUACUGAUGGUAUGGUGCUAAAUUCAAUAUGUGCAGGUCAUUUUCUUAUGAUAAUUUAUAGAUUUGACAACAGUAAUUUUUGACUGGUUUUUAUGUGGCAUUCAUAAUUAAUA
Molecule: messenger RNA, 1572 nt
Organism: Physella acuta
Lineage: Eukaryota; Metazoa; Mollusca; Gastropoda; Physidae
Product: ribonucleoside-diphosphate reductase small chain-like
Biological process (GO): deoxyribonucleotide biosynthetic process
Cellular component (GO): cytosol
Molecular function (GO): ribonucleoside-diphosphate reductase activity, thioredoxin disulfide as acceptor
Source: RefSeq, a predicted model, not a curated record